Messenger RNA from Porites lobata, 2589 nucleotides. The record is from the annotation of a GenBank genome assembly. Lineage: Eukaryota; Metazoa; Cnidaria; Anthozoa; Scleractinia; Poritidae.
AUGUGCCAGAAAAAUUUGCAUUCUACAGAUGAAAACAACCCAUGUGCGCAGAAGACCUCCAAAUUUAAAGUUAACAAGGAUGGUACAACCACUAUUAUCUACCAGUCAUUUACUGACAGCAAGGACUACAAACGGUAUGUAACUAAAUUUCGAUGUUUAUUUGGGAAACUCUGUGAUUCGGUUUAAUCUGAUCAGCGGAAAAUGCAUUGACAAUGUAAUGAGUCAGUCAACAUUUCGAGUGAAUUCAUUAAAUCCUGAAUCUGUCAGGUCGAUGAAAUCUUAUUGUGCGAUCAUUGAAAAUACAAAACCUGUGAUUCAUUUUGUUAAAAUGUUCAACUUCAGAGUCAUUAAAACCAAUCUUUUACUCAACAUAAUCAAUGACUAAAGUUCAGUUAAGUUUUGCUCAUGUUACUUUACCCGGUUCUAAUGUUACCAUGCAGGAAGAUCAUGAAGUCACUUUCGCGGGUGAGAAAGAUAUUAAGUAAAGUGGUUUGGCAAUUUAAGGGAAAAAACAGCGAGAGCUUUGUGUUUUUUUUCCUCCUCAGCCUCAAACCAGCUCAUUUGAUUUUUCAAGCCUUCAUUUAGUGUCAUUUUUUCCUUUUUUUUCAGAUCAGUGGAGAUCACACUUAAAUGUGACGAAUCCCAGUAUCCAGGAAAUACAGGGAGCGGAGUAACAGAACGUUACGAACCAAAAAAUUCAGCCUAUGUAAGGUUUUGACGAAUAACCGUUUUUUGCUCCUUUUUUUUGGCAAGUUAUCCAAGUCCAAUCAAGAUGUUGUUCUGUUUCAAACUUUUUCAAGGCCAGGUUCAAAUACCGAAUGUUUCAUGAGCACAACUUCAUUCAAAUUAGGAGGACCUCUUUUAAUAAAAAGUGCUCCUGCUUAAUCGGACGCUGAUCUAAUAAUUCGCUUCUAAUACAUUUUAGAAUAAAUGUUAAAAUUCCUGAACAUGCUAUCACUUUAAUUUAUGCAUUAAGAUCGGCACGUGAAAAGAUGGGCAUCCGAAAAUCCCCGGCCCAAACAUAGGCGACAAUACAAGAGUGGAUGAGUUGUUCUAACAUGAAAUAUAUGAAGCUUUUGAUAUUUUUAAUUCAACACAUUAAGUUCAGCUCAUGAAACAGAUUACUUCUCUUGAGCGCCUCCAAGAUGUGGAAAGCCGCAUUUUUAGUGUGCUAAGAUGGCUAAAUAUCGCAAUUGAUAGGGUUCUUGGGCUGCACCCUGCUAUUACAGCGUGAUUGAUGUGUCUUUGACGCUGUACGGUACGUUAGUGUAUAAUCUGGAACAGUUUGGCAGCUUCGCAGCUUCCAACUUGGAAGAUUUCUUUCCGUAACAUAUACGAGUUGGUUUAUUCGAUUCAAUUUUGUGUUUCUGUUACAAUCUGUUUCCUCGUAGACUAUGGUUUUUACAUCCAGAUGCGCAUGUGACAAUGGCUGUGAUAGUCCAUCAGAAUCAGGAAGUAGCAAACUCAGUAUUGGAAGUAUUUUAUUGAUAGUGUGAGUUCAAAUAGAUUUUAGCUAUUGUAUUGAGUUAUGGAUCCGCAUAUUUCAAUACUUUGUACGACCUCAUGGAUCAGUUUAGGUUUGUGGGAAACUACCCACCUACCCCUCCCCUAAAUUAACGUUGGCUUAGGGGAGGGGUAGGUGGGCAGUUUCCCAGAAACCUAAAUUGAUCCCAUAAAUCCCAGUUUCAGUAACGUCUGCGGAGCAGCGCCGAGACUCAACGAUCCGGAAAUGCUUUUCAGAUUUGCUUUUAUUCUGAUUGACAAAUCGACAUUGAAUAGACUAAUCAUGGCUCGUACUCAAAUCCUGGUACACAGCAGGUGGGGACGAUCGAAGAGCAAGGAUUUCGCAGCUGUUUUGCCUUACCACAGUUAAGUUUCGUCUGUGGCGCACGCUACGAAUGCAGCCGCUACUCAUCUUUUCAGCAACGUCUUCAUCCUCCAGGGAAAAGGAAAGAUUAGAAAGGGCAGUAUUCCCAGGCUACUAUUUUGUUCUACUUGCGUAAUGUUUUUACAUCUUUUUUUUUUUUUCAGGUUUUUCGCAUUGCUUCUUGUUUAUUUAAUUGCUGGAGUUCUUAUUAAAAGAUACAAAAUGGGAGUAGAAAGUGUGCCGGAGGUGAUACCUAAUUACGAAUUCUGGGCUGGAAUUCCAUCUCUUGUUAAGGUAAAUAGAAGCCGACUUUACCAAGGUAUUACUUAAAGUUUAACCCAUGGAACACGGAACCAGGAAGUUUUAGCUGUGGAAUCCGGAUUCCUGGACUUUGGAAACUGGAAUACAGCUCACGGAAUCCGCAAUCCCACUCAAACGAUUGGAAUCCAGAAUCCAGUACUUAAAAUCCAGAAUCCACGGUAUGGAAUCCAGAAUCCAAGACUGUCUUGAUUUUCCGUACAUGGGGCGAAAUCUAGCCACAAGUUACUUUUGUACUUUGCAUUAGUACUGCUCUUCUAAGGAUUCGUCCUUACCCCCACUCUUACAGUAUCUGAAAUAUCCUCUCUUUUCAGGAUGGAGUUAUAUUUACAUGUCAAGGCGUAAGAUCUGGAUGUUCUUCAUUGUACCAGAGGUCCAGUAAAAGUGGCUAUGACAAGAUUUAA